Molecule: messenger RNA, 1987 nt
Organism: Nymphaea colorata (pocket water lily)
Lineage: Eukaryota; Viridiplantae; Streptophyta; Magnoliopsida; Nymphaeales; Nymphaeaceae
Product: BRAP2 RING ZnF UBP domain-containing protein 1-like
Exons: 12
Coding region: 343-1848 (501 amino acids)
Biological process (GO): protein ubiquitination; Ras protein signal transduction
Cellular component (GO): cytoplasm
Molecular function (GO): ubiquitin protein ligase activity; zinc ion binding
Source: RefSeq, a predicted model, not a curated record
GUUCCACUUCCACCGAGUAAGCGGCCAUUGCGUCUUCGCGGGAGAAUCCGGUGCCCUUUGGGCCUUGGCUGCUUAGGAGUAGGCGUAUCUGGAUCUCGUCUCGUUUGCACGCUGUCUAUAACCUUUUGUCCCGAACCAGAGUGUUCCUUUGGACAGGGUCGAACGGAAAACCGGCAUUUUAGCACCCUUUUGCAGAUAAUGCGCUUGAUGUGUUCCCAUUAAUCCGAGUCGAUCAAUUUGCCAGACUCAGAGCCAACGAAACGGAACUCUCCCGAUUGCGUCGUCGAGCUCCCGCCAGCACCGGCUUCCCGCCCCAGCGGUGGGUUGCAGAGAGCCCUCACGAUGUUCGCCCUCCGCGUCCACUCCAUCGACCUACCGAGAGAUGGAGGCGAGGGACGAAACCCUAGGGCCGAAGGUAGAAGCUCGGCCAGCCAGAGCUUCAUCGGCGGCUGCUCGCCUUCUACUGCCGCUUCCGCCUUCCCUUUCUCCUCCGGUAGCCCCAAGAUCGAGGAGACAAGAGGCAUUCUCCACAUUUUUCGCAACGUCUCGGAGCCACCGGCCUCCGUCCGAUCGCUUCCUGUUGGGCGCGGCACGGUCAUAUGCGUCCUGGCGGUCCCGAAUUAUAUGAGCUAUGCGGAUUUCUGCGAUUUCUGUGGUUCUCACGUCGAGCACAUGGUAGAGAUGCGUGUCAUUAGGGACGAUGGAAUGGAAGAUCGAUAUAGCAUUUUGGUUACUUUUGAUGAUCAGAACAACACGGACAAUUUUUAUCGCCGGUUCAACGGCAAGAAAUUCCCAUCAGCUGAGGCCGAAGUGUGUCACAUUCUUUUUUCGGUUGAUGUGCAAUAUACUGAUUCAACCGAGCUUGCGGGAACUCCUCCACGGGGAUUAACAGAAUUACCUUCAUGUCCGGCUUGCCUUGAGAGACUGGAUCAAGACAUAAGUGGGAUUCCUUCUACUCUCUGUAAUCAUUCAUUUCAUUGCUCAUGCGUUUCCAAGUGGCUGAAUUCUUCUUGCAUGGUCUGCCAUUUUUGUCAAGUAGAGAAUGAAAGGUCCACAUGUUCUGUCUGUGAAACGUCAGAGAACUUAUGGAUUUGUGUUAUAUGUGGCUUUGUUGGCUGUGGAAGGUAUAAAGAAGGUCAUGCCAUUAGGCAUUGGAAGGAUACACACCACAGCUACUCACUUGAUUUGGAGAAUCAACGUGUUUGGGAUUAUGUUGGCGACAGCUAUGUUCACCGACUCAUUCAGUCAAAAAGUGAUGGCAAAUUGGUUGAGCUUAAUUCCUCUUGUGGAGCUGUUAAUGAUGAUUGGGGAGAUUGUGCUUGCACUGAAGAUUCUGGAAUUAGCAGAGCACUUUUUAUCAGUAAAGUUGAAGCAAUUGUCGAUGAGUACAACCGCUUAUUGGCAAGCCAACUUGAGAAUCAAAGACAAUACUAUGAGUCACUAGUUGCGGAGGCUAAGGAGCACAGAGAGAAGACCAUUUCUGAAGCAGUAGAGAAAGCUGUGAGUUUGGAAUUGCAAAGAGUACAACUUGAAUAUGAAAAAUGUCUUGAGGAUAAAAAGGCUGUUUCAGAUGUUAAUGAGAACCUUAUGAAAAAUCAAGAGCUUUGGAAAAAGAAAAUUCAGGAAGCUGAAGAAAGAGAGAAAUUGUCAAUAAGGUCAAGAGAUGAGAAGAUAAUGGAUUUGGAAGAACAGGUCCGCGAUAUCGUGGUUUAUAUUGAGGCUCAAAAAACACUGGAGAAGAUGCCCAACUCAGAUGACAUAAAAGGUGGCACGGUUCUAGCAGUUCAACGACAUUCAUCAUCAGCUACUACUAAGCGCUCAACCAAGAUGAACAAAAGGCGGUCUUAAUUACUGCUUCAUACUAAAAUUGCGCUUUUGUAUAUAAACAUCUCUGUAGAUGUUGGGACUGAAGCUGGCUGUUACGUAACCAUCCCUGUAAAAUGAUAUGGCUCCCAAACAUGAAUGCUGGGUGAUAUGAAUUGAGACA